UAAACUUUGACCUUUCUCGUAAUUGGGAUGGAAGUAUGCCACGAGUUGUGACCAGAGUCUUCCGUUUCAUCGUCAAAGACAGAGCUUGGAUGGACAUUUUCCGAUGACAAGGAUGGACGAUUUUAUCAUUUUUCUGAGGGAGAGGAACAUUCCAGAAACCACCAUACAAAGGCUGGAGGAGGACAAGAUUGAUGUCAGUGUCCUACUGCUAAUGACUGAUGACCAGAUGAGAAGCUAUUUUCCUUCAUAUGGAGACAGACUGGCAGUUUUGGGAUUUUGUAGGAGGAAAGAAACUGAGCCAACUUGCAGGAAGUCAAAGCUGUUUGAGCGCCUCAAAUCAAAACUUAGCAAAAGACAAAAAAUUGACAAUUCACAAACUGAAAACCAUGCAACUAGAACAAACAUCUCUCAGCGUACUGAAAGAAAAGUUGAGAUUGGGUGGAUGCACUAUGAUGGACAGGGCUUUGUUCAAAUGAGAGCAAAAAAAGGAGGGGGAACAAGGAAGUUGAGUGUGCCAAAAGACUGGAAAAGGAAAGAACUGAUUGAGGAGGCAAUUCGUUUGUUUUUCCCGGAUGAAAAAAAUUCUCAUGGAAGUGUUUCUGAGUUUGAAUUGGAUCUAACAAAUUAUCAGGAAGUGUCACUAGAUCAUGAAACUACAGUGGGGGAAAUGUAUAAUGCAUCCAAACUCACAAUGAUGAGGUUCUACCUCACAACAAGAAAGGUCGCGAGGGAAGUGGAAGCAGAAAGUGGAGUGGAAAUAUCAGAUUCAGACACAAUAGAGGACUUGCACAGAAAUAAUCAGGAUCAAAAUCUUCCCACUUCUUCCAGAAGAAUGAAUGACCUCUUUCAAGCUUCAGACACAGAUUUAAUUUUUGUGGAAAGUACAGACAACAACGACACAUCUCCCUUACAUUCCGCAGAGGAUGUAAAUUUGACAGAUGAUCUGAAUGUCGCUUUUCAAAGUUCAUCAAUGACCUCACUGGAUUAUUUUGAUUCAAGCGAUGUAGUGACAGUUUUCACUGGAGAAGUCACUGAAAUAAAUGAACAAUCCUUAGAUGACACUUUGCCUCUGAGCCCGGAACCCAUAGUUCCUGACAAAAAAAUUCUUGUUGUUCAUCGUGGACAGAUAUUUUCAGAACUUAUUGCACAUUUCUGUGAUGAAACCCUUGCACACACACAGAGUGCUGUAGAAGUGAAGUUGCUCCUCCCAAAUGGACAGUUUGAGAUGGGCCAUGACUUCGGUGGAGUGUUCAGAGAUUGCCUAUCAGAAUUUUGGCAGGAAUUUUAUGAUCAAUGCACACUGGGAAACAAUUUUAAAGUUCCCUUUCUUCGGCAUGAUUUUGGGAAAGAAAAGUGGGAAAGUGUUGCCCGAAUAAUUCUGUUUGGCUGGAAGAAAGAGAAGUAUCUUCCAAUAAAACUGGCACCUGUCAUCUUGGAGCAAGCAAUACAAGGAUCUGUCAAAAGUGAUCUGAUUGACAACUUUUUAAAGUAUGUCUCAGAAAAUGAGUGUGCUGUCUUAGAAAGUUGCAGAACAGACUUCUGUAGUGCAGACCAGGAGGAAUUGAUCGAGAUCUUGGACAACUACAGUUGUCGUAGAAUUCCAACAGAAGAAAACUUUGUGCAAGUUUUGCAAGAACUGGCUCACAAGACUCUCAUUCAAGAGCCUGCUUAUGUUCUUGAACAGUGGAUGAGCAUACUUGGACCUCUGAGGAAGGACCUUCAGGAAAUUGAAAAUGUGUAUUGUGCACUACAACCAACAGUGAGGAAAAUUGUGCGAUCUCUCAAAUUCCCUGAAGCAAUGAAUGCACACCAAAAGGACAUUUCAAAGCAUUUGACAGCUUACUUGCGGGAGUGUGAUGCCAAACGACUGUCUCUGUUUCUGAGAUUUUGUACAGGAUCAGAUUUGUUUAUAGAUAAAACUAUAACAGUUGAUUUCACAGACCUUAAAGGGUUUGAGAGAAGACCAGUGUCACACACCUGUGGCUGUUUCCUGAGGCUGUCAGUACACUAUGACAACUAUCCAGAUUUCCGAUCUGAAAUGAACAAAAUUCUUGAAAGCAAUGUCUGGGUAAUGGACAUAAUUUAGCUGCACUGGCACAUACAUUGGAAAAUGUCAGAAACUGUUUAUGGCCAGCUCAUAUCCUAUUUUGCAUGGGUCAGUCUUCAUACACUUAAAAUUUAUUAUACACGUGUAUGCAUGGAGUAAAACAUUCACUUUAAUUUGAAUGGUUAUUCACUUUAAAUUACAGGUUACACUUAGUUGUUGGAUGUCGAACAAACUUUUUUUCUGAAGAUUUAUUUUGAUUAUGACUUUCAAUAGUGAAAACGUAAUUAUUUAGUUGCAACCUACUGUUUGCGUUAAAUUUCACGGGUUGUUCAUGUCAACUCGUCAGUCAGAUGGCUUUGAACUGUUAAUUAGUUAAUGGUUCAUUCUUCAUACAUUUACUCGAAAAAUUAGAAUAUCAAAAGUUCAUUUAUUUCAGUAAUUCAACUU
Pimephales promelas (fathead minnow) is the source of this 2494-nucleotide messenger RNA. NCBI's taxonomy places the organism in Eukaryota, Metazoa, Chordata, Actinopteri, Cypriniformes, Leuciscidae. The record is from RefSeq and is a predicted model, not a curated record.